Molecule: messenger RNA, 585 nt
Organism: Batrachochytrium dendrobatidis JAM81
Lineage: Eukaryota; Fungi; Chytridiomycota; Chytridiomycetes; Rhizophydiales
Exons: 6
Coding region: 1-585 (194 amino acids)
Biological process (GO): cilium assembly
Molecular function (GO): protein binding
Source: RefSeq, a predicted model, not a curated record
AUGUCCCGCCGACUUACUGAUGAUGAAAUAUUGAAUGCAGUGUUUCAUGGAGGUGGUGAAAUAUCUCUGCCAGGAACCUUUGGUGAUCAAACAGCCGAAGCUGCUGCUGCUGCCGCUGCAUCUAAAAUUAGCGACUCGAUGCUGAUGCAACUCAAGCAGCUUGAACAGGAUGCUGUUGGAUUGGCCAACGAGGGUGAUCUCGAUGGGGCUUACACUGUUUUAUCCAAAGCUGUGGAUCAAUGUCCAACUUAUGCUAGUGCUUACAACAACAGAGCUCAAGUACUGAGAUUGCAGGAAAAGGAUGAUGCUGCCUUGGACGAUCUGUGCAAGGCGAUCGAGUAUGCAACUCCAACUCGUAGUCAAACCACUCUCAAACAGGCAUACACUCAACGUGCCAUUAUUAAAAAGAAGCGAGGUGAUGUCGCUGGAUCGGAGCAAGACUUUGCCAAAGGAGCUCAGUUUGGUAACGAAGUUGCCAAGGGCAUGGUCAAAAGCAAUCCUUAUGCGAAACUAUGCAAUGCUAUGGUAUCCGAGGCAAUGGCUCGACUUUCUGAAAAACCAACACCUGCCUCAUCCCAAGUUUGA